GAAGGAUUACGAAGUCGAGGUUAAGCGAGAGCUAGGUAGAGAGAGGGCGCAGUGGUGAGAUGAAACCGUUGAAUUGUCAAACAGGUCGGUCAGGUCAAAUGAGUCAUACCCAGAAUCAUAGGAACUCUCUCUGAUAUAUUGAAAAAGAGAAAAGGGGUUGGGGGGGGAGAGGGUGAAUGUCCCCCCUGGUCGUCGAGGUGAUGGCAAAUUGCGUGUCGGACCGGGUCGAUCCCUAGCUUUAUACUUGAGUUCGCUACCGAGAGAUGAAGGAGGGGAGGGGAGGUGCAGGACACAGAGGUGAGUCAGACCGAGAUGUGCAAAGAGACAAAAGCCCUGACCACCUUGAUGGAGGGGCGAUAUGCCAGAGGGUCGCGUGAGAUGGAAUGGUGGCAAAAGGCAAAGGAAGCCUACACUAGCGUAAAUCAGAAGAACGAGGCGAAGAUCUAUAGUCGAGGACGGCGACUAUGAUCACCAAAUACCAAGAUGAUACGAGAUCAAAAAGAUGAAUAUCCGAGUUUCGUUGACGAGAAAGAAUUUCUCACUCAGCCUGACAAUACCUUGACGCUUCGCAUGUUCGCUCACCGUACCCAUUGCCGUCUGCUGCUACUCUGUACUAACCCUCGUCGUCGUUCCUGGCGUCCUGAUUUUGACCGACAUGACAACUGUCAUUCCCCCUCGCAGUCAAACUCUCCGGCAUAUGCUCAAAUGUUCCGUCUACUCUUUCUCUCUCUCCCUCUUCCUCCUCUGAGUCAUCAGUCGCCUUCACGC
Tremella mesenterica DSM 1558 is the source of this 768-nucleotide messenger RNA. RefSeq lists its product as uncharacterized. The transcript has a single exon. NCBI's taxonomy places the organism in Eukaryota, Fungi, Basidiomycota, Tremellomycetes, Tremellales, Tremellaceae. The coding region runs from base 313 to 468 and encodes 51 amino acids. The record is from RefSeq and is a predicted model, not a curated record.